This is a messenger RNA of Amphimedon queenslandica, 868 nucleotides long. RefSeq lists its product as uncharacterized. Bases 28 to 786 code for a protein of 252 amino acids. The record is from RefSeq and is a predicted model, not a curated record. Lineage: Eukaryota; Metazoa; Porifera; Demospongiae; Haplosclerida; Niphatidae. Gene Ontology annotation, biological process: receptor catabolic process; endosome to lysosome transport via multivesicular body sorting pathway; viral budding. The transcript is spliced from 9 exons. Gene Ontology annotation, cellular component: ESCRT I complex; cytosol.
UAAAACACUACACCCACUAUAAACAGAAUGGAGGAGGUGUCCGACUCCGAUGAUUUUAACCUUGUUGAGGGGAAAAUGGAUCUAGUGAUAUCAGACAUUGUCCUACUCUCAAAGAAAGAGAAAGCUCCUGAUAAGUACAUAGCAAUUGAGCCGCCAUUGGCUGAAGGAGGGAGACUGAGCUUCACCAAGAGAUACAUUGCCUACUGCCGGGAAAUACCCAACCAAAGAUGGGGUAGGGUUGUUGUGAGUGAUAUUAAGGUGUUGUCAAAUAACCAGCCACCAGUUGGAUACAGGGGAUUACCUGAAACACACGAUGAUGUUAGUAAGUCAUUUGGUUCUAAACUGAUUGCCAUUAAACUGACACCACAAGAAGAAGCAGCUGAAGGUGUCACUGACAUAUUAGUACUAUCAGGAUCAAGGAAGGACCAAGUACCUCCUGGAUACAAGAGACUACCUGAGAUCAAUGGGUUCAGUGUUUGUUUCCAAGUAACAAAGCUAGCUAGAAGAGAAGGUCCUCCUCCUCCAGUUACUAACAGACCCAGGUCAGGAGCUGGUAUAGUACAGCCACAGGAUAACAAAGGAGCUAACUAUCCGACCUAUGAGAGACAAGUUUCUAGAAAAGCUCGUUCAGCUGUGGAUGGACUUUCUUUCAAAGUUAACGAAGACAACAGCUCACGUGCUAGUGAGUUUCUGUCAGCUAAUUUGAAGUAUCUGUCUUUGGAUGACAUUGAAACAAAAUUUAAAUUUGAUUGGUCUCUUGAAGAACAAGCACAAGCUCAAACUUAAAACAAUCAAAAUACAAAAAAUUGAUUUUUAAUUGCUAUUAUUGUGACCUCAUGUUUUGUUAAUAACUAUUAAUAACUAUUAA